This is a messenger RNA of Magallana angulata, 1960 nucleotides long. RefSeq lists its product as uncharacterized. NCBI's taxonomy places the organism in Eukaryota, Metazoa, Mollusca, Bivalvia, Ostreida, Ostreidae. Gene Ontology annotation, biological process: G protein-coupled receptor signaling pathway. The coding region runs from base 295 to 1413 and encodes 372 amino acids. Gene Ontology annotation, cellular component: plasma membrane. Gene Ontology annotation, molecular function: G protein-coupled receptor activity. The transcript has 3 exons. The record is from RefSeq and is a predicted model, not a curated record.
GCGCAGCUUCUACUAGUGAUUCCGAACAAUUCGCUUGUGUCAUUUGGAAAUUGGAAAACGUUAUGAACUCUUAAUGCCCGUUUAUUGAGGAGAACACGACGCUGCCUUGUCGGCCAUGUUAAACAGAAAAUAUUGAUCGUUUCUGACAGUUUUAAAGAGUCCCCUCAUUACACAAGGCCACUGGCCCAAGAGUUUCAUUAAGCGGUUACAAUAUCACUGGAUUUAUCAUUUAGGAAAACAUGAUGUUUUAAAGAACAAUAGGGAAACAACAACAAAAUUGGCCAGUGCAAAGCGAUGGAAAACACCCAGCACGUUAAUUACAGCCAACUGAACAGAACGCUUGAUUCCGAGGACAUCUUCGAGUUCUUUCAAAGUCCAAACGUUCCCGAGGGACUGCACUGGGCCGCUUAUGUUCUACAUGAAUACUGCAUCCCCGUCCUUUUCUCGCUGGGGGUGUGUUUCAACAUCAUCAUCAUUAUCAGCUUCCUGUCAACAGAGUUGAACCGAGUUUCUCCGUGUCUCUAUUUUGUUGCUUUGGCCUUUGUGGAUAUCACCUACUUGGUUCAGAUGAUGGUCCCCUGGGCCUCCAGCAGAUUGUAUAAUAUUUACGCCGUGGCGGGAAUCUGUCAGUUAACUUAUUACUUUCACUACCUUAGUACCUUCAUGGAGUGGUGGCUAAUUGUAUUAAUGAUGGUUGAGCGUACUCUAGUACUCCUGAAUCGGAAAAAGGCCAAAGUGCUAUGUAGUUCCUUUCGCACAAAAUGCACUAUUAUAUCAAUGUGUGUUUUCUCCGUUGUUUCCCAUUUGUAUUUAACGUGGACCAGUGCGGUAAUCAAAAUUCGAAAUGUCGACAACUGCAUCAUUAUUCCUGAAAACGUCAAGAACAUAUUCUUAUUAAGGAAAAUAGAUGUCUUUUUCUCAUUCAUUGUACCGUCAUCGUGUAUAUUUUGCAUGUUAACAGUAUGCCUCGUAAAACUGUUCGACAAACUUCGAAGUCGGGGCACGCGCCCUUCUCAGCAUCAAAGUAGCAGACGUUCGAAUUCGAGCAGACGACCGAGCACCCUGGUUCCGGAAGAUCAAGGAGUAAUAAAGCUGAAAAAAUUUAACCCAAGAGUAUUCAUGAAAAGCAACCGCCUGACGGUGACGUGCUGUACCCUAGCGGCCAUUUUUCUUAUUUUGUGUGUGCCUUUUGACUCCCUCAGAACCAAACUCACCUUCGAGGACCAGCCAGAUUAUUUGGAUAGAAAAUGGCUGGAUGUUCUGAACGUUUUCUCGGCCUUCAACUACACGUUCAAAGCCGUGUUCUAUUUCGUUGCCAUGAGAGAAUUUCGUCAGACAAUCUGGAUUUUGUUGAAGAAAAUAACUUCUUAUUGUCGGAAUACUAAAAUCAUCCUGAAAUUCCAUCCUAUGUGACCUAACUAUUUGUACAUACAUAAAAAGGAAGUAGACAUUUGUCUACAUUGAAUAAAGCUUGUAUGAUAUAUGUGUAAAAAACAUUUUUCUUUUUUAAUCUUAUAGGCCUACAGUUUGACACUGUGGACGUCGUUUUAUGGAUGUUUUAUAAGAAGGAAUGGGCUUUUUUGUUUUGUUGUUCGUGUUUAUGUUGUUUGAUUUUUUUUUUUAAAUUUUUUUUGGGGGAGGGGGUGUUUUGUAUAUGUGUGUGUUUGUCUUCACUUUUUAAGAAUGUUUUAUUUUUUAUUUGUUUUUUUUUUAUUUUUUGGCAAUGCUGAGUAUAUAAUUAUAUUCAUAUAUCUAAACAGUCAUGCAUUUUACGACAACUCUUCCAUAAAAAACCACCACAAAAUAGCACUGGAUACAAAUAUUUUAACAAUUUUGGUGACAAGUGCUUAAAAAUUAAUUAAAACAUCUUAGAAGAAGUCAUGCGUUUUUCUAAAUCAGUAAUUCACAAACUAGUACAGAACUGUACUUGCAUCUAUACUUUGUAAGACUUCCAAAUGGU